UACGGCGCAUGCGCACUAUGCACGGCCUUUUCCCAGUUCCGCAGCGCCCUCACUGUAGCGCUGUGAAUCUCCGGUCCUCGCCUAGACGGGACAAAAUCCGGCGACAUGGGGUUUGUGAAAGUUGUAAAGAACAAGGCUUAUUUCAAGCGGUACCAAGUCAAGUUCCGCAGAAGGAGAGAGGGCAAGACUGACUACUUCGCCCGUAAGAGACUGGUUGUCCAGGACAAAAAUAAGUACAACACCCCUAAAUACAGGAUGAUCGUGCGCAUCACCAACAGAGACAUCAUCUGCCAGAUUGCCUAUGCCAGGAUUGAAGGAGACAUGAUCGUCUGUGCUGCUUAUUCACAUGAGCUUCCAAAGUACGGCAUCAAGGUUGGGCUUACAAACUACGCUGCAGCUUAUUGCACCGGUCUGCUGCUGGCUCGCAGGCUGCUUAACAAGUUUGGCCUUGAUAAAGUCUAUGAAGGCCAAGUGGACGUUACAGGAGAUGAGUACAAUGUUGAAAGCAUUGAUGGGCAACCUGGAGCCUUCACAUGUUACCUGGAUGCAGGUCUCACCAGAACCACCACUGGAAACAAAGUCUUCGGCGCUCUUAAGGGAGCUGUAGAUGGCGGCCUGUCCAUUCCUCACAGCACAAAACGUUUUCCUGGUUAUGACUCUGAAAGCAAAGAGUUCAACGCUGAAGUCCACCGCAAACACAUCCUGGGCCAGAAUGUAGCGGACUACAUGCGUCUACUGAUGGAGGACGAUGAGGAGGCAUACAAGAAGCAGUUCUCACAAUACAUAAAGAAUGGUGUCACACCAGACCAAAUGGAAGAAUUGUACAAAAAGGCUCAUGCCGGUAUAAGGGAGAACCCAGUUCACGAAAAGAAACCCAAGAGAGAAGUAAAAAAGAAGAGGUGGAAUCGUGCCAAAAUGUCGCUGGCGCAGAAAAAAGAUCGCAUUGCUCAGAAAAAAGCAAGCUUUCUCCGAGCUCAGGAAAAGAAUGCAGACAGCUAAACUGGGUUUCUUGCAAUUUUGUACAAGAGUCUCUUAAAAAUAAAUCUAUUCACACCA
Messenger RNA from Pseudophryne corroboree (corroboree frog), 1056 nucleotides. It is a transcript of the gene RPL5, whose product is annotated as ribosomal protein L5. The record is from RefSeq and is a predicted model, not a curated record. Gene Ontology annotation, cellular component: cytosolic large ribosomal subunit; ribosome. The transcript has 8 exons. NCBI's taxonomy places the organism in Eukaryota, Metazoa, Chordata, Amphibia, Anura, Myobatrachidae. Gene Ontology annotation, molecular function: 5S rRNA binding; structural constituent of ribosome. Bases 106 to 999 code for a protein of 297 amino acids. Gene Ontology annotation, biological process: translation; ribosomal large subunit assembly.